CCAAAACGCGGGACACCGCUUUGAAAAUGCCGGAAAAUACGAAAUGUUAUAAAUUACAUUACAAACAAAAAAACCUCUCAAAAUCAAUCGAAUACCCCCAAUAUCAUUGUAAAAUGAUGCAUACGAUGUAGUUUGAAAUGGACCUUAGUCAACUCAGUUUUGCUGAUAAUGGUAUAGAAGAGUUGUACAGGGCGAGUCCAUUUUCUCGGAUUAUACCUGGAGAAAAUAUCCGUUCAAACCGCACUUCACACUUCGUGAGUCCGCAAGUUCAAGGUCUCUUCCAAGUCCCUGGAGUAAAGUGUCCACGCUUAGCCCGGCCGAAAAAACAUGGGCUGAAUGAGCCAGCAUCAGUCGUCAAGGCCCCCGUCAGUAGCUGGAGUCGUCGAAGUAUUGAAAUUGUUUCGGAGGAAGAGGAGCAAGAAAGUGUGCGAUAUCCGUAUUCCCCUGGACGUUCUGAUUGUAGUUACUUUUUCUCUCAGAAAGAGACAAAUACUCUCAAAACUCUUGAAACUUUCAACAGUCCUGCUUCUCCCACUCAUCCUACGGUUCCGUCGCCGAGAAAAAAUCUCACUCCCGAUUUUCUUGCAUCAAAAAAGUUACAUUCGGUUGAUUGUGGGUCUCAUGGACUAUGCAGUUCGCCAGUAAAAACAUCCAUUGAUUUUAAUCGGGAGAAUCCUCCACCACAAAGCAUUGAAGAUCAAGAUUCUUCCAAGUUUACUGAUAUCUCUGCGAUUACGAAUAUUUCUGAUAGACGGGUUUCUAAACUUGAUUUGUUCAGGAGCCUGCAGACAGAAUCGGGUUGCAGCUCGAAAACAGAGUUGAAAACUGUUGUCGAAUCGUCAGCUGUUGAAAAAGACGAGUCAUCAUUGUCGAGCGAGGGUUGUAUUGAGUUCACGGCUCAGGCACAAAGCGUGAGUGUUCCUUCACCAGUAAAUACGAUUCCGAGCGUAGAAUUGAGUAGUCAAGACGGUACGGUUGAUACCGACACAAUUAUUAUCGAUAGUGACCAGGAGUCGGAAGUGAUCCGACCGCCAGAUACAUAUACGAUGGUUUCUCGUAGACUCCGAAAGAGGAACAGUUUUGGUAAUACUAAUAAUAAGGAAAGAACGUUGAAGCAAAGCGAACAGAUAGUGAAAAAGAAUACUCAGACGAAAUUUAAGGCGAAGAGUCAUGUGACUGAAGUGCUGGCAGCCGAGGUUGAAAAUGAGGUUGUCGAAAGCGGGAUUGGGAAGCAAAAAGACGAUGCUGCACUGGUUACUUUGAGGAGUAAAGAACGAGAUUCUGCCAGCACAGGGACGGGUACAAACGAUGAGAAGGAGAGUGAAGCAGAAGAUAUGCCCAAGAGAAAGACAACCAGGAGAGGUUUGAACAAGGCUGAAAAGUCCCAGAGAACGUCUGAUCAGAAGAAGGAAGUCCAUGCCGGUUCGCCAGUGAAGGCGACGUCCAAAAAUAGUGAGAAGUUCUCCCCUGAUCCGCAAACUGAGACGCCGAAAGUUCAGAAGAUGAAUAUGAAUAAGGAGAUGCGUCUCAAGGAUUGGUUCCUCCAGCCGGUGAACAACGUCAAGGGAAUCAUAGUCGAGGGAGAGCGGGCCGAUGUUGUGGAGGGCGGUUUGUGGCACAGUACCUGCAUUGUUCAUUGCAUCGACUCCAGAUCUGUUCAAACCGCCAGCGGCAGUGUUUACAAACUGGUGGGGAAUAUCUCGAUAGCAGACGCCGUGGCCCAGGGAUUUACCAAGAAGUUUGCCACGGCGUUUAAGAACGGCUUCCCUCACAACUGGCGGGAUCUUGUAGCAGGACAUUUCACGAAACCUCCCAGGGCAAAAACAAAACCACAAAAUACGACAAGUCUGUUUGAAACCCCUGUGACGAGAAUGAUCGACGUGAGCAUGUGUAAACGUACGAGCAGUGGACGAACGAUCAUCCCUUCCAAAUCGAUCGAGUGGUGGAAGUGCGUCCGCGUCCGCAUCAAUAAAGAAACGGCGGCAGUGGAGAUUCGUAACGGCGUCGACAGUUUCGUUGGUUCAUGUGAAAAGAUGAAAAAGAAUAAUACCAAAUCGAGGAAAAGCAAGCUGCAAGAGACUGAUUCGCCUGAUUUUGUGGCCCCGAUCCAGUCUCCUGACUCCUAUGCCAAGAGAAAGUCGGGGGCAUCAUAUCAGAGAAAAGAUUCGACGUUCGCUGCUAUCUUGGAGGAGAAAGGUGUGGGACGGAAUAAGAAUAAGACCUUGAACAAAAAGAUGAACCGAAAAAAUGUGGAGGCAUCGAAAGCCCAGAAAAGUAAUUGUUACAAGCCGCGGUCGAAGAAAGCCACAUCGGUUUCUUUUGAUAUCAAUGCACCAAAGAGAGGAGGGAUUGCAAAAAGGAAUUCGAAAAUUGUGAACAACAGGACAAGAUCAUGUGAGGUGGUCAUCACACCGUUGGUCGAAGCAAAAAAAAGAUGGACGGAGAAAGUUUCAAAUUUAAAACAGACGAAUUUGGAUGUUUUGCAGGAUUCUUUGUCUGAUUUGAAUGUUGUUCCGAAUGAAAAUGUGAAAACUCAGUCCCGUUGUCCCGGGAGAAGCCUGCGUCGCAGGCUGGUGAAGGAAUCGUGUGAAACGGAUGGAACUGUGUCGGAAAGUUUAAAUGAUAAGGCCAACAAAUCACAGAAAGUUUCACGGAAUCGUAAAAACAGGCCGCGGUCGUCGACGUUGAAUGUCAAUUUGAGGUCGAAUGACGGGGAGAAGAGGGCAAGUGUUGGCGUAGGAAGGCGGUCGAGUGUUGGAGAAAAAAGUAGGUCCAGUGUCGGGGAGAAGCGGCAGUCGUGUGACCUGGUUCCUAGGAGGUCGAGUGUUGGAGAAGUGCAGCAGACAGUCUGGAGUUUGAAUGAAAUAGAAAAGUUCAAAAUGGCGGUACGGCAGAUUCCUCAGACCAGUCCGUCAUUUUGGCUGAAAGUGUCCACUUUAGUCGGGAGCAAGAGUGAAGAGGAGUGUCAGGCAUUCCAUUACAAGAAUGCACCAGAGUCGUCAGCUAAAAAGAAACCGCAUGUUAACUCAGCGAAGAAGGAGGAACCGCUCCAGCUCAGCGGCAGGAAUGGAACGCUGAAGCGGAAGAAACAAAUGAGAAACAUUAUGGAGAAGUUUAACGAAGAUUACGAUUCGGACUUCUUCGACUCUACACCGUUUAAGAAACAGAAAGUUUUGAAGAUAGCCGACAUCAACGAUAUUGACCAGAAUGGUUUCGGUUGUCCCGACACGCCAUUUUCGCUUCAGACACCGGGUCUGGUGGACAACAAUAAGCUACAGGCCAUGCCUUUCUCCCAGAAGAAGACGCCUCAUGCGAACUUGUUCAGUCCGACGGUCUUGAGGUCGCACAACAAGCAGCGGAGAGAAAAUGACUUGUUUAUCCAUCGCAUGUUGAAGGGGAAACGACCAGCCCGGAAACUGUUACACGCGAGGAGGGAAUCUUUAGCUGCCACACCAGGUCCACCAGUGACGACCGGACCCUUGAUGUCGGAGAAUCAGAAAUCGGUGAUAUUCCACGUGACGGAUGCAGACGACCAGGAUGACGACGAGGACCAGGAUUAUUAUUGGUCAGACGAGGAACUGCAGUGAUACACAUUUAAAAGAAUAAUGCAGCGGUCAAUGUAAAUCCUGUACCCCCCCCCCCAAGGCAAUCAACUCAGUCGACACGGCACUUCGCAUAUUCUUCACUAGAAAUCAGCAGGGUUCACCACAGUUUUCGCUGGCCAAUUCGAUAUCAUGGUGGUUUAGACCCUGAGGGGGGGGGGGGGGGGGGAGAUGGUUUAUAUUGACAGCUGCAUGAUACUGUAAGCCCAGUCAUGUUGGUGAUAGCAUCUGAUUUUAGUAAAAAUAUCAACUCAAAUACAAAGCAAUAAAUUUUGGCACAAAUGUGGCAUUUGUCUGCUGUCGUGUAAAAAUUGAACCAAUUUGCAAGCAUUUCAUUUAAAGUUUACAUUUGAAAUCAUAGUAAAUAGUAAAUGUACUUUUUAACCAUGGUGUUCACUUGGUUUUUAUGAGAAACAAAAUGAAUUGUUUUAAAAUUAUAUGGUUAGUUGUAGUUUAGCUUUGUAUAUUAGUAUUGUUACAGGGGCUGUCCACAUAGUAGGCCUGCAAGGAAGGGUUGGGGGAUCUUGAGAAUACAGUAGAACCUCUCUAUUAUGGACACCGUUGGAACAACUGGAAAUGAAGAACAUCGAAACAGCUCCACCUGAGUGAGAUGUCGUAAUGGUAUUCAAAAUCAAAAGAAUAUAAUCUUUUUUGUGUCACCCAGUAUGACCGAUCUGUUUUAUUGAUUAUGAUAAUGAAUUGUUUUACAUUGGAGGAAGAAUGAUAUGAUUGACAGCAAUUAUCCGUGGUCUGCUUCGAAGUCCUCAAAAGAUAAUGGUGGAGAUGCCGGACAGAAUCUAACGUAUUGGAUUCCAAGAUCAAAUAACAACUUGUAGACAUUUAAUUUGAUGACUAUUUAAUAUACAAUGUACUUGCUUCCUUGCCCUGGUCGACUGUAUAUUCGACCAGAGCCAAGGCUUUGGCCAUGAUUGGGUCACCUGGUUCUGUUAUUGCAGAAACCGAAGUAGGGGUAUAAUUCUUCUCAGCCGCAAUUAUAGACUUGUAGAAUAUUUGCAUGGCCAAAAUCUCAAACCCUUCAAAGGAACAACUUGAGCAUGAGAUAUGUUGGUUUUCUUACAAAAGAAGCUUCCAAGGGUUGUGACUUCUCCAACAAAUAUACUAUAGAAUAAUCAUUGAAGUCUAAUGGCUAGAACAGGGUUUGACCAUGAGCCUGCCUUAAAUUCACUGGCCUUGUCCAAAACUGCCUCCCAAAUCGUCAUUAGAACUCAGCACUAGUGUGUUACUGCAGGUGGCGGUGCAUAGUGGCAAACAGGGUCAUUAUCCUCAUGGCCUGGUAAAAGUCACACCCAAGUUAUCCCUUUAAAUACAUUUAUAUUUUGUAUCAGUUUCCACAACAGCAUUGUUGAAAUUCAUUUUCAGUAUUUUGAGUCCCAAGGCGGGACAGCAUCCUGCAUAAGUUCCAUUGUAUUUGCCCACAGCGGGAUGCCAUCCCACCAACUAUGCCCUGUACAUGUGUUAUCUUUACAGGUGCUGCCGCCUUUUGUUUGAAAUAUAAACCAAUAUACUCGUGUAUCCUGUGGUCAUCAAUUUAAUGAUCCAUCAAUUUGCACCUGAAACGCAUGGCUGCAUCCAGGAAUAAGAAGUCCAG
Lineus longissimus is the source of this 5211-nucleotide messenger RNA. Its product is annotated as mis18-binding protein 1-like. The transcript has 14 exons. The record is from RefSeq and is a predicted model, not a curated record. The coding region runs from base 138 to 3587 and encodes 1149 amino acids. Gene Ontology annotation, cellular component: chromosome, centromeric region. NCBI's taxonomy places the organism in Eukaryota, Metazoa, Nemertea, Pilidiophora, Heteronemertea, Lineidae.